Molecule: messenger RNA, 486 nt
Organism: Eruca vesicaria subsp. sativa (arugula)
Lineage: Eukaryota; Viridiplantae; Streptophyta; Magnoliopsida; Brassicales; Brassicaceae
Source: the annotation of a GenBank genome assembly
AUGGGAUCGAGAGGUGACUCAGAAGAUCACACGUUUGAUCCGAACUACGUCCUACCAGACAAUAUUGACUUGGAAACUCAAAAUCUCAUAACUAGGAAUGUCGCAGAAGAAACAAUCGUUGAUCGGUUCGUUGAAGAUGAUGUAGUUUCCAUUCCUGGAAAGAAAGGAAGCAAAAGAAAGCUUAUCAGUCUUGUAGAUGAAACUGAUUAUUCUGAUGUUGAGAUCACUCCAUCAACCCAAAAAACCAAGCCUCGCAGAAAGACUUCUUUUGGAACAGCCUCGAGGAAACCGAUGUUGCAAUCCACUAUAGAUGGUGGUAUUGGCUCAUCCUCACAAGCGCUUAGAAAGUCUGUUCCUAUGAAGUCUGUCAUUCGUGGAGGGAGAAGAAAGACCACACAAGACACUCUCUCUUUGUUUCUCACUUGCGCUACAACUGAAAUACAAGCACACACACUUGACUUCUCUUCUCCUUUGACUUCUUGUUGA